Molecule: messenger RNA, 2335 nt
Organism: Drosophila miranda
Lineage: Eukaryota; Metazoa; Arthropoda; Insecta; Diptera; Drosophilidae
Gene: Obp8a
Exons: 2
Coding region: 1649-2314 (221 amino acids)
Molecular function (GO): odorant binding
Source: RefSeq, a predicted model, not a curated record
GCGGAGGCGAAUGUUGGGCCCCACUUGAUGGCGGCAAAUUUGGCGUUGAAUGAACCUCACCCCCAGCCGCACCCUGUUGCCCCCAUCGCCACAUGGAGGAUGGGAGGGCAUGGGAGAAUAGUAGGCGCAGUAGGAGAUCGGGUGAACUGUUUGCGUGGCCCAUUGCAAGCGUAAAGAUGCACCCGUGCCGACAUGGAAGGGUAAUUGUGUUGAUUGAAGAUAUCUAUGUACAUACAUAGUCAUCGCAGAUGCCUCUGUAGAUUGCUGUGAAUGGAAAUGGUCUGGAUAGCCGGCCCCCAAGUCUCAGUCACCAUUCAUUUGAGUUUAAUUGGCUUUCCAGUUCAUAUGUAUUACGUAUUAAGCAAGUGGAAACCUAGCGAGAAGAAGGGUAUACGAAGGUCAAUAAGUAGAGGAUCGGAACCUUAUACAAAAACUUCCUAGAUGAUGGAAUAAAACAGUGGUGGGUGGCAUACUUUCUGGAUUUGGGAGCAGUCCAACAACAAGAGAAAACCCUUAAAAUCGACACUCUAGUUGAGCAUCAAUUCGCCGCGUCAUGCACACGACGUGUGAAUUGUUAUUGUUUUUGCGUUGGAAACAGUUGAGAGCAAGGACGUAUAAACGAAAAUUUCCACAAUAUUUAAGGAUAUUUCAACCAACUAAUAAUAGAUUUACUCUCAAGUUCCGCUACUCUGGGUGAUCUCACGCAAAAGUGCCUCUUACCUUCCUUUGGAAGAUGGAAAGCUGCUCUUCUUGUGGUAUGAUCUGCUGGAAAGACUAUUCCAAUUGACCAUUUGAUCAGAUACCAUGUGUCAAUAGAUGAUUUCUCAAAUAUUCAGGGUCUUACAGUAACAUUUGCUCCUUACUGACUGGGGAACGGUUAAAUUCCCAUGGGAAAUUUCCCUUUUGAAGCCCCUCUUGGGCUUUCUUUUCCCCGCCCCGUGCAGAGUGAGUGCCUGCUCUCCAGCCCUGGUCCGGGGCAUUGAAUCAACAUAUUUGUGGUGGGUAAAUUUCGCAUUUGAUUUUAAUACACUUAAACGCAAUCAAUUUUAUUGCUCUCGUUGCGGUUGCCUGUCGAAUCGAAUUCGAUUUGAUUUGCUUUUGAAUGUGGGAUGUGGAUGCGGGAUGGCUAUGCUGAUGCCAAUGGGGAUGUGGAUUCGAUUUGGGUAUGGAUUUAGCCUUCUGCGCCAUUCGCAAGGUCCCUGCCCCACCUGAGGCCGCGACCAUCUUUCCUCCUCCACAUACGAAAGAAAAAAAAUCAACAAAUUAUAUGAAAGAAAAAAGAAAAUCUUGUUUACAACCAAAAUGCGAGUGUGGAAUGUUACGAAAAUGCCGUUGCCGUUGCCGUUGCCGUUGCCGCUGCCGUUGCGUUCCAUAUGCACAUGAUCUAGGCGAUCCAUAUAGCGAUGUCUGAAGAAGACCUGAACGAACACUCGGAACGCAGAUCCGCGACUUAUGUGUUAACAUAAAACAGAUGACGAACGGCAGCUGCGACUGCCAAUUUCGCUUCAAAACUUUGAGUGGAGGAGGAAGGCGAAGCGAAGCGAAGUGGAGGCUUCUGCUUGCUGUUUUCUAUCGCACUACGAUUACUGCCACCUCUCCCCCCUCCCCUCCCCCUCCGCCGUCGGGACAGCUCUGACAUCAUCAACACAUGGUAAUGGGAGGCGCAGAUUGUAUAAUCUUCAUAGUCCAGAUAUGCUUAAAUUAUUGUCCAGCAUCGUUAUCGAGACACCGGCUCCGUCCGGCCGGCUCUCUACAGCUUAGUGCAGUUUUCCGACUACAGCGGAGGCGAGACCUACAGAUCGCAAUGGGCCAACGGUCGCUGAUCUGCCUGCCGCUGCUGCUGCUGCUGGGGCUGCUGGGGCUGCUGGGGCCGCUGGGGGUGCUGCAAUCCGGAGCACUGGCCAUACCCACGCCCACCCCCCCACUGAGAGCCCCCCAAUCGCUGGCACUGCUUCGGGCCCGUGACCAGUGCAGUGCGCACCUGAGUCACGCCCAGCGAAUGCGCAUGGAUCGGAUGCAGUAUGAGAAUGUGCCGCAUGUGCAGCGAUACAUCCACUGUUUCUGGUCACGCCUGCAGCUGUGGCACGACGGCACCGGCUUCGAUGCCCUCCGCAUCGUCCACAGUUUUGGAGGACCGCGGCGUCUGAAUGUGGAGCAGGCACUCCCUGCCAUCAAUGGGUGCAAUGCGAAGGCGCGAAGAGUGUCGCAUGGAGUCUCGGACUGGUGCUACAGAGCCUUCGCCUGUGUGUUGAAGACACCGGUGGGCGAUUGGUAUCGCCGGCACAUGGCCGAUGUCAUCAACGGAAAUGCCUAGGAGACGUCCACAUCGGAUCGG